GAUUUCGUCUGUCCUUAGACGCCCUGGAGGAGUGCAUGAGGGGAGCACAAAUAAGAAUGCUUACAAGGCACUUGUUGUGGCUGAGUAUACUGGAGUCGAUAUUUAUUUUGUGAAGAAUUUUGAGAUGGGGGUUUCAAACAAAACUCCUGAGUUUAUCAAGAUGAACCCCAUUGGAAAGGUUCCUGUGCUGGAGACACCCGGUGGUCCUGUAUUUGAGAGUAAUGCCAUUGCACGCUAUGUUGCACGUUUGAAGGCUGAUAAUCCUCUCUUUGGUGCUUCAUUGAUUGAAUAUGCUCAUAUUGAGCAAUGGAUUGAUUUUGCAUCAUUGGAAAUUGAUGCCAAUAUUUUGCACUGGUUCAUACCACGAAUUGGUUUUGCUGUUUACCUUCCACCGGCUGAAGAAGCUGCCAUUUCUGCACUGAAGAGAGCUUUAGAUGCCUUAAAUACACACCUUGCUUCCAACACUUACCUUGUCGGACAUUCUGUGACAUUGGCUGAUAUCGUUAUGAUUUGUAACUUGGUUCUUGGAUUUAACCGGAUCUUGACCAAGAGUUUUACCUCUGAAUUCCCUCAUGUAGAGAGAUACUUCUGGACCAUGGUUAAUCAGCCCAAUUUCCGAAAGAUAUUGGGUGAGGUGAGGCAAACUGAAUCCAUCCCACCUGUUCAGUCUGCAAAGAAGCCUUCACAGCCAAAAGAACCUGCUAAACCUAAGUCAAAAGCUGAACUAAAGAAAGAGGUCAAGAAAGAUCUAGUACCGCCUAAAGUAGAAGGGUCUGGUGAGGAGGAAGAGGCACCCAAACCCAAAGCAAAGAAUCCUCUUGAUCUUUUGCCUCCUAGUAAGAUGAUUCUGGAUGAGUGGAAAAGACUUUACUCAAACACAAAGACUAACUUCCGUGAGGUUGCAGUUAAAGGGUUUUGGGACAUGUAUGAUCCUGAGGGAUACUCCUUAUGGUUCUGUGAUUACAAGUAUAAUGACGAGAAUACGGUUUCCUUUGUAACUUUGAACAAGGUGAGUGGUUUCCUGCAACGCAUGGAUUUGGCUCGUAAGUAUGCAUUUGGAAAGAUGCUGGUUAUUGGCUCAGAGCCACCAUUCAAGGUGAAGGGCUUGUGGCUUUUCCGUGGACAAGAAGUUCCUCAGUUCGUUAUUGAUGAGUGCUAUGAUAUGGAGCUGUACGAAUGGAAGAAGGUUGACAUUAAUGAUGAAGCAGAGAAGGAGCGCGUCAAUCAAAUGAUUGAAGAUUAUGAGCCGUUUGAGGGGGAGGCUUUGUUGGAUGCCAAGUGCUUCAAGUGAUAGCACAAAGUGUAAUGUUGUUAGGGUUCUCUUUAUGAUUGACCCCAAUUUUUUGUUUUUCUAGGCUCUUGUUGCGAACUAAUCCAACCUUUUUAUUCUGUUCGCAUUAGUUGUUUUGUAACGUUGAUCAUCACAUUAGUUGUUUUUGGUCUCAUGAUAACUUAGUGGGAUAGCUUAAAUUAUAUCACAUGAGUUUUUCUUA
Molecule: messenger RNA, 1493 nt
Organism: Juglans microcarpa x Juglans regia
Lineage: Eukaryota; Viridiplantae; Streptophyta; Magnoliopsida; Fagales; Juglandaceae
Product: elongation factor 1-gamma-like
Exons: 6
Coding region: 125-1291 (388 amino acids)
Biological process (GO): translational elongation
Molecular function (GO): translation elongation factor activity; glutathione transferase activity
Source: RefSeq, a predicted model, not a curated record